Molecule: messenger RNA, 7695 nt
Organism: Necator americanus (New World hookworm)
Lineage: Eukaryota; Metazoa; Nematoda; Chromadorea; Rhabditida; Ancylostomatidae
Exons: 59
Coding region: 1-7695 (2564 amino acids)
Biological process (GO): intracellular protein localization
Cellular component (GO): cytosol; membrane
Molecular function (GO): protein kinase binding
Source: RefSeq, a predicted model, not a curated record
AUGGAUGCCACGCGUGAAAGUCCUAGUUUGGAUCGACGAAAAAAUGAAAUAAACGAUGUGGAAUUUUCCAGCGAGCCACACAAAAACUCCUCCACAAUUUCUCCCGUGCAUGUGAUUUCAAACUUAGAUAAUAUCUCUUUGGACGAUGUGCGUGAUUCCAUAGAAAAGGAAGCGGAAGAAUACGAGCAGAUGGAUUCAAUAGCGUUGGACAAUUCGCAGCAUAGCGAACAUGAUUCGGCAUUGUCAGGACCAUUGGAGAGUGGGGCGGAUAACCUUCUCGGUCAUUCACCGUCGAUAAGAAAUGAUCAGCUGGAUGAGAUUAGCAUUUCUCACGAUGGUGCUCGAGAAACCGAGUCGGUAACGCGUGUUUUACAACCUCAUGGUGAUUCCACAUCGGAAAACACACUAAAUGGAGAAGAUUCAACACUGGUCUCGUCUUCAGCUCAUACAACAGCGCUCUCCGUACCGAACUCUUUAGAAAAUAAUAUAUUUAUGUCCACCGACGAUUCAUCCAGACUCGAGGUACUUGGGCUUCAACCUGUUCCUGAAGGAGGUAUACUACAGGCAGAGUCUAUCGCUUCAUUACCAAGGAUAAUGUCUAAAACUACGAUAAUUCAUAGUAGUGACGAGUCACCGCAAGAAACAUUUGAACGACUUAUUCUUGGGAUUAAGGACGGGUCUAUGGAGAAGAGUGAGAUUGUGGACCAAUUGUUUAAUACUCUUGUUGGUGGCCAGUUCGAUCUCGAAACGAGAUAUAUAAUCGAGGACUGUAGUAAUAUUGAGCGGAUGCUCACUUUAUUAACCCACUCGGAUGAAACGCUACAGGCUGAAAUAUGGAGUGUUUUCCUUGCAGUUGUUCGUAAGAGCAAACGGAAUUUAGAAGCAUGUUCGAGAAUUUCACUUAUAUCAAAAGUGCUCGACCUUCUGCCCGAAGCGCAAGAUAUGCUUUCUGACUUGCUUGUGCAGCUACUUGGUGUCCUUACGAACUACUCAAUCACUGUGAAGGAAACCAAACAAUUUCUGCGAUCGUUGCAAGCUGUUAAUAAUGCAUGGCCUAGAAAUUCUCUCAGAUUAUUACAAGUUAUGAAGCAAAUGCCGGUACGAGACGAUGCUAACGUCUUUUUCUCUUUUCCUGGGAAAUCACAAGCGGGUAUUAUUGUUCCACCAUUUGCGAAGUUUCCAUGUCAGUCUGGUUGGACGUUUUGCACUUGGCUAAGGAUGGAUCCAAUGAGCAGCGUUCUUUUUGAAAAGGAGAAACCUUAUCUUUACUGCUUUCGAAGCAGUAAGGGCCUAGGUUAUUCAUGCUAUUUCAUGGGAAAUGCUCUUGUAGUAACUAUGGAGAAAACAAAAGGGAAGAUAUUGACAAGGUGUACGAAGAAAGAGCUUACACCCCGGAGAUGGCAUCACGUAGCGAUAUCGCAUUCCUAUUCUCGAUGGGGCAGAAGCGAAAUCAGAUUUUAUUUUGACGGAGAGUUAUCGGAAACUGCUGAGAUCAGUUGGGCUGUCUCGACCACUGAACAGUUUGAUCGUUGUUCUAUUGGAGUAUCACCCGAAGGAGAUCCCGACACAGCAUUUUGUGGACAAAUGGGUGCAGUGUAUCUGUUUGCGGAUUCGCUGUCUCUAGAGCAGGCUAACUCCUUGUUUUGUCUGGGACCUGCCUACCAAUCUUAUUUUGUACAUGACUCAGGGAGCAAUUUACCCGAUGGGUACAAGAAGCACUUGUUUGAUGGUCGAUUGAGCAGUGUUCUUGUCAUGGCGUACUGCCCGAAGAACUGUCAUGGUCAAUUGUGUUUGAAUUCUCCAUCGAAGGUACCCUCAGCAUACUUCGUGCAGGUUCCACAUGCAGUUAUGAAAGAGGGUGUUGAAGUCAUUACUACGCAUUCGAUCCAUAAUUCAUUGCAAUCUGUGGGUGGUAUCCAGAUUCUCCUACCUCUUUUCUCUCAACUUGAUCUUCCAUGUGAAGAUGGGACUGCGAUGGAUGGCGACAUGUGUUCUACGCUACUGUCUCUUAUCGCACUCCUCCUAUCCAGCUCACAAACCAUCCAGCAGCAACUAUAUCACAGCAAAGGAUUUCUAAUCAUUGGACACGCUUUGCAGAAGGCUUCGAGUAGACAUAUUACUAUGAAAGUUGCUGAACAAGUCAUAGAUAUGGCCAAAUUUUUGUUGCGGUGUUCAUCAGGUGGUCCUCUGAUCAAGCAGCUCUUCGAAAACAUUAUGUUCAAUCCAAAGUUAUGGAUUAACAGUGAUCCUACGGUACAGGUACAUUUGUACAAUUAUCUGGCCACUGACUUUCUCGGAAACACGAAUUUUCACCACAUCAUUCGACAAGUGGCAACCUUCGGUGAAAUGUGUCAUGCGUUGAAGUUUUAUUAUUGGGUGACUCUUCCAAAGACACCUUCAGCUUAUCAGGUGGAAGAUCGGCCUCAGUCCUUUCCGAACGAAGAUGUGAUUUCGAUUAGGGGCUCUAUACUUGUCUUCCUAAAUCGUCUUAUUCUCCUCAACGGUGGAACGGGUCCAGGUCAAGAUGCGAUUAGGGAACAGGAGAUCCACCAACUAAUGAACUUCGUUGCGACCGUCCACGAAGAUGACAACCUCUAUGACGUGCUCGCCUUGUUGAAUCGCUUGCUCGGAUUCUAUCCGCAGAUAAUGGUCCCAAUUUUCGACAAAGACAAGGCUGUCGGGUUAGUGUUCAAGCUACUAUCUUCGCCAAAUCAGCUCAUUAGAAUUCCCGCAUUGAAGAUGUUUGGCUUCUACCUUCAAAGGUCUACUUUGAAGAGAAAAACAGAAUCUGUAUCUGCUCGUCAUUUAUAUACGUUGAUAACCGAGCGACUUUUAAUACAUGCCGAUUACCUGACGCUGCCGACGUACAUAGUAUUGUUCGAGAUUUUGACAGAGCAAAUGACACCUGAAUUCGCCUACAGUAAGAAUGAAGCGGCGAGUCCAGAUUGGAGGUUUGAAAAUCCUGUGAUGCUGAAAGUUAUUGCAAAUCUCAUCACUCAGUCGACGGAAUCGAACGAACUCAUGCGUGUCAAAAAGGCUUUUCUAUUAGAUAUUAUCAAUAUGUGCCGAGAUGGCAAGGAUAAUAGAAGGACAAUUCUACAAAUGUCUGUGUGGCAGGAGUGGCUUAUCUCCAUUUCCUAUGUGUUUCCAAAGUCGGAAGCAGAGAUGGAAAUCACGGAACUUGUUUACGAAAUGUUCGCUAUUCUUCUUCAUCACGCAAUUCGGUACGAAUAUGGAGGAUGGCGUGUGUGGGUGGACACGCUGGCCAUCGCGCACUCCAAAGUGAGCUGGGAACGAUUCCGAAGGCAACAGCAGAAAGACGUAGCUGCUAGUCCUGCUGCUACUACAAUUACUAAGGAAAGCAUAGCGGAUAAGAAGGACGCAGGAGAUAACAACUCACAAUCCACUACGGAUGAAAUGCCAACGCCAAUCUAUCGAACACCAGAGUUUUGCUGGUCUCCUGUUCAUUUACGGCUCUUAGGAGAUCUUUUGAGUUCGAUUGAAGCAGUUGUUGAUGAAUGGAAAGCGACCGAUUCGCCCUCUAUCGCCGACCACUGUAGCAUGACCGACAACCAGAUUUUUGUCGGAAACACUGUUCAUGUCAUUUCACAACUUGCGGACAGUCUUAUAAUGGCUUGCGGUGGGCUGCUUCCUUUGCUUGCAUCGGCAACAUCGCCGAAUAGUGAGCUAGAAAUCGUCGACGCAUGCCAGCAAGAGCUUCCGAUAGAUUGUGCUGCAGCGUUGCUCUCCAGAUUUGUUCAAUUAGCUGACGUAUUCAUUUUUGCCAGCGGAGUGUCAUUUGCAGAGUUGGAGCAGGAGAAGAACAUGCCCUCCGGAGGAGUACUCCGUCAAGCUCUGCGACUUAUAGCCACUGCUUCCGUUCGCCAUAUCCUUACAGCUCGGGUUGUUCGCCCAGAUAGCACAGGACAUGCAUUUGAACCACAUGCGAAUCCUAAAAAUGAAGCAAUCUACGAGUUUGUCAAGGGAGCUAUAGAAUCAGGAAGGGAAGGAAUUGUGGAUCUGGAUCGUCUUUUACAAGAUGUCGAUCUGCAACGAAUCAAAGGAGUUGUUUACAGAGACAUGGUUGAAGAGAAUCGACAAGCCCAAUUUUUAGCGUUGGCAGUAGUUUAUCUACUAUCAGUGCUGAUGGUUUCACGCUACAGAGAUAUCCUUGAACCACCAGCUAGUCCAAGUCCUUUCUUCAACUCUGCGACUAAUGGAGAAGAGUGCAGUACGCCUGGAUCUUCUACUACCGCGGCGUCGGAUGCUGUGGAAGCGAAGCCUCCAUCACCAGGUGUUACCACUAAUGGUGAAACAGCAACUGAAGAAGAAUGCAAGGAAGGCAUCUCGGCCAUCAUGGUGGCUCCAGAGACAAUGAAAAAAGAUGGGAAAGAGUAUAAGGCUGAAGCAUUAUCCAAAUUAAACGCAGCUACCUCGGGCACUCCUUCGCAGCCCGCGGAACGUAGACAGUAUCUAACGAACAAACUGCAAACCGCUCUGGAGACAACAGCACCGCUAUUGAGAGAGAUCAUGGGAGAUUUCCGAUCAUUUUUCCAGAAGACAUUGCUUGGUACACAUGGCCAGGAGAUCAUGAAUGAUAGCAAAGUUUUGGAAACCUUGAAGAAUCGUCAAGGUUCAGUUAUUGAGCUUGUUAUGCUACUAUGCUCACAGGAAUGGCAAACAUCGCUGCAAAAACAUGCUGGAUUGGCCUUCAUUGAAUUAGUUAACGAAGGUCGAUUGAUGGCACAUGCCACCCGUGACCAUGUACUUCGCGUUUCAAACGAAGCUGAUUUUAUAUUGAAUCGUCUUCGAGCAGAGGAUGUCAGCAAACACGCUCAUUUCGAGAGUGAAACAGCGUUGAACCUGGACGUCCGUCGCGAUGAGGAAUGUCGAUGGGCGCAAGCUAUCCGAAACGGUCGUCGAAGAGAUGGUCGCCUUGCAGCCAAACUGCUUGGAAAUAUGAUGACCGUCCUUCGAAGUCCUAGCGGAGCGUGGAGCUCAGGAGAAGAAGAGCAGCAACUUUUCUGGCGCUUAGACGUUUGGGAAGAUGAUAGUCGUAGACGUCGACGCUUCGUGCCUAACGUUUACGGGUCUAAGCACGAAGAAGCAAGUAUCAUUACAGUCCCGGGUGACGCUCAAGAAAUGAGCGAAGAAGAGAAGUUGAGAAUGUUAGCGAACAGUAUUGCUCCUGGUCGAGGCCAACCUUCUGAACUAGUUGACGAGAGCGAUAUAGACAAAUGGGCUGCUGAGAUUGACCCCACUCCGAGCAGCGAAAUGACCAGCUACAGUACUCCGGCGAAACUGAUCGCACCAGGAGUAGUGGUGCCGGGCACACUAUCGAUCACUGCCACUGAUAUGUUCUUCGACGCAGAUGAGGAGAAUCCACUAUACAAGGCACAAGAUCCGAAGGUACUUCGGUAUUGCGAAUCGCUUCACGGACGAUGGAACCUUCAAGAGAUACGAGCUGUUUUUCUACGACGUCACCUUUUGCAAAAUAUCGCCCUGGAAUUGUUCCUGGCAACAAGAACUGCCAUUAUGUUCGCAUUCCCCGAUCAAGAAACGGUACGGAAUGUUGUGUACCAGUUGCCGAGAGUUGGUGUUGGCGUGAAGUAUGGGUUGCCACAAAGCCGAAAGACCAGUUUGAUGACUCCAAGACAGCUGUUCAAGCAUUCAGACAUGUGUUUAAAAUGGCAGAAGAGAGAAAUAUCAAACUUCGAUUAUCUGAUGUUUUUGAAUACGGUAGCUGGUCGAACGUUCAACGAUCUCAAUCAGUAUCCUGUAUUCCCGUGGAUUCUCACCAAUUAUACUGCUGAAACGCUUGACCUAAAUGUUGCUGCCAACUUUAGGGAUUUGUCCAAGCCCAUUGGCGCAUUGUCGGAGGCCCGCCGCAAGUUCUUCCAAGAACGAUACACAUCAUGGGAAGACGAGACGAUACCAGCAUUCCACUAUGGUACUCACUACUCAACACAAGCAUUCACGUUGAAUUGGCUGAUGAGAGUGGAACCCUUCACCACAAUGUUCCUCGACAUGCAAAACGGUCGAUUCGACCACCCUGACCGUGUGUUCCACAGUAUUGCUGAGACUUGGGAGCGAUGCCAAAAGGACUCGCAUGAUGUCAAGGAACUCAUUCCCGAACUUUUCUAUCUUCCGGAAAUGAUGCGGAAUAACAAUGGAUUUGAAUUGGGGACAAGAUCUGAUGGAGUUAAGAUUGGUGAUGUUGUUCUACCCAAAUGGGCAUCUACCCCAGAAGAAUUCGUUCUACUCCAUCGUCAGGCACUUGAAAGUGACUUGGUUAGCUGUCAACUAAACCAAUGGAUCGAUCUUAUCUUUGGCUACAAACAAAAAGGCCCUGAAGCGGUUCGAGCCACCAAUGUUUUCUACUACCUCACUUACGAAGGAGCCGUUUGCCUUAAAUCCAUUGAAAAUGCCGCACAGUUGGAAGCUAUCCAACAACAGAUCCAAUCGUUUGGUCAGACGCCAGUGCAAUUGUUAGCCGAGGCGCAUCCACCAAGACAUUCAGUGAUGACAAUGGCUCCAUUGAUGUUCCGACGAUGUGAGGAUGAUUUGUGCAUGUUAAUGAAAUUCAUCUCCAACAGCCCAGUGGUGUUCUUGGCUGCUAACACAUUCCAUCAACUACCGCAGCCAACGGUGGUAUCGGUCGCCCAAAAUCUAGUAUUCGCCUUGAAUCGCUGGGAUAAUUCGUACACUUACGGUACUACAACGAGAAGCGCUUUGAGCCUGGGAACUGAGAAAGCAGCCGAUUCAGAUAAUGCAUCGAACGAAUUGCCGUUGACCGUGGAUCCUCUACUCGCUUCUGGCAAUCCAUCAGUGCCGGUGGUUCGACGUCAUUUGGGAGAUUCUUUAGAUCAUCGACUAACAGUAAGAUGGAACAACUUCGUCUCCACGACGGAUAGCAGAUGUCUGAUAGUAUGUGGAUACCCAGACUAUAGCUUCCGAGUAAUCGACACAGACUCAGCAAAGGUACGACAAGUGAUCUACGGUCAUGGAGAUGUGGUCACAUGCAUCGCCAGAUCGGAAACUAGCCUUUUCGCUGACUGCUAUGUGGUAACUGGAAGUAAUGAUUGCACAGUUGCACUAUGGCACUGGAAUGGGCAGCAGGGCUUUGUUGCUGGCGAGUACAACACUCCCGGAGAGACGCCAUCACCUCGGGCAAUACUAACGGGACACGAAGCUGCCAUUUCCGCGCUCGCUGUCUCUGCUGAACAUGGCCUUGUUCUCAGUGGAUGUGAAGACGGUACCAUUCUUAUGCACACAACUGCUGGAGAGUUACUGCGACGUUGGAACGGUAAACAACGGGUGUCACAGUUGCUGAUGAGCAGAGAAUGCGUAGUGAUGGCAAUCUACGGGCACCAUCGUUUCAUCACGCUCUCCACUACAGCAAAUCAGCUGGAUGAAGCUGUCACUGACGAAAAGAUUGAAUGCGCUUGUCUGACUAGAGAUGGCGAGUACGUUAUAACGGGUUCUGAAAGUGGCCGCUGUGCGGUCUGGAGGCUUUUCCCUCUGCGAAAACUUUACUCCUUCCAGCAAGUAGACAGUGCGGUACGAUCAGUGGCUGUUUCGGCGAAUCAUCGAUUUGUUCUUGCUGGACUCGACUCCGGAUCAAUAGUUGUUUUCAAUGUUGAUUUUAAUCGAUGGCAUUACGAGUACAAAACUCGAUAUCAAGUCCAGAAAUAA